AAUGGCUAUAGUGUUCCCAGCCAUCACCAACAAUAUUGAAUUAGUGUUUGAUACAAAUAUUUUUCGAACAAUACAUUUUGAAAAAGUUCGAAUUUUGAAAUUAAGAAAUGAAAAUAAAACUUUAAAAUUAGUAGUUCAAAACAAUGACACUACUCUCGACGAAUACAACCACGAAUAUAUUAAAGGAUGGAACGAAGUUCACUUUACAAAUCCUUCACCUUCGGUCAAGAUGUUUCUCUAUUUGACUGGAUCGCCUUAUAAUAAUCUGGAAAUUGGAGAGAUACAAAUACUGGCUACAAUAAAAGCUUAUUCGUCGUGCGUCGAAUGGUAUAAAGACGCAAAACCAACUUUUCCAGAAUUUAUAUAUGCUGAAGAUAUGUUUAGGUUUUUGUACGAAGAUGUUGCAGAAUUGGAAUCUGGAUCUGUCUGUACAGCGUCUAUAUCACAUAUACACCAGCAACUACGAAUAUAAUAGAGAAUCAACUGGUUUCUCUUUUCUUUCUAGCCAGAGAUUCGUAUGUGUUGGGAGAGAGAUUAAUCAAAUACAAUGUCUAUCUUCGCUAUCAGAAGAUCUUUAUAAAAUGUACAAUGGGCAAAAGUGAUAACGUCUUAGCAACUUUAUAUCAUUAAAAUAACA
Dimorphilus gyrociliatus is the source of this 637-nucleotide messenger RNA. The record is from the annotation of a GenBank genome assembly. Lineage: Eukaryota; Metazoa; Annelida; Polychaeta; Dinophilidae.